AUUCAAUCAAUUAGUACAGCGGUCAUGACUCGAAGUACAGGCGCAAGGCUCUACCGGGCAUGUCUUCGUUGUCGACAACGGAAAACAAAAUGUGAUUUAAAAUAUACGGGAGGAGGAACCCAUACGCCAUGCUCAAAGUGCAACCUGGAAGGCCAUCAAUGCCUACCAGCCACUUCCCGAAGAGGAGGUGACUACUCUCGAUUUCGGGGUCGUCGUCGGGGAAACACCGAGACGCAGACCCCGAGGUCCACUGAGCAGAGUGAAACCAAGACAAAACUACAGCCGAAUACCUUGCAGGCGGAAACGGUGGGCGUGGACAGUAAUACCCUUUUCAGUGGGGGUGUCCGGAAUCCCUUAGAAGCUCUUCAAAUCCUUGCUCAGACAGCCGCCACUGCGGGGGGAGAUGACAGCAUACCUUCGCCCGAGAGGCCCUCUCCAAGAUCCGAUGACACAGGGCAUGAGGUGGUGAAGUCUGUGCCUCCUAAUCCUCAGAAUCAACCCAGGGCAUCCAUAAUGGCCACGGAGAUCGUCAAGGAGGGAGUAAUUGACGCACUCGACAUUGAACCCCUGGUACACUACAGUCUAUUAUACACGGAAGACCCCGAGCACCAAUGGGCUACCGAGACGUUUCUCCUUACCUCCGUCCUUACAAUAGCCACUCAGAACAGGCCGGAUCAGAAACAUCUUCACACCCGGAUCAGGGGGUAUAUCGAUAAACUAAUCCUCCGUGUCACCCUUGGUGCUCGGAGCGUGCGACAUGUAGGAACUGUUGAAGGCUUGCUACUUUUAGCUGAGUGGAUGCCUCAUCUAAUGCUUUCCCAGGAUCAGCCCUACAGCAAUAACUCUGAGCAGAGCAAUGCAUAUGACGAAGACUGCGUAGCAUGGAACCUGAUAGGUCUUGCAGUCAGACAGGCAUAUUUAUUACAUUUAGACACACAAUCCUUUCCUUUCGAGGUGGAAUCCGAGCCACUUAGUAUGCGCUGUCGGAGACGACUGGCGUGGAUAUUUACUUAUCUUGCCGACCGGCAAAUAUCAAUCCAAAUGGGACAAGCAUUCUGGUCCCGCGGACCUAGUCUGUCGACCCGAUUCAGCAGCCAAGAUUACCCAUCACUCCAACCGGAGAUUACUGGCGGAACGGAUUACGCCUCCUUUGUCCAGGCCCAAGUAGACCUAACAACUAUCUUCGGAAACACCCACGACAUUCUGUACGCAUUAAAGUCGCGCACACUACAGAUAAUGCUCGUUGGCGACUACCCCAAAUACCUCGACGAUUCCGCCAAAGCAAUGGAGAUGUGGAAGGGAACCUGGUCAAAUGUCGACAUUCCCCCGUCUCUGCGCUGUCUCCUCACCCUACAAUUCCAGUACUUACAACUAUACGUCAACGCAUUCGCAUUCCAGGCGGUUUUAUAUCGCUCUUCUAAAACCACAAACACGAGCCAUGAAGACAACGCAACUUUAUUCCCAGACGGCGUCAUGGCCAGUGCCGAUGCUCGCCACAUCUACGCAGCCAUCAACGCAGCCAGAGAUUUACUUCAAACAUUCGUGGAAGAGAUAACCCCAUCCGACAUUGUGAAGUUCCUCCCCGUUCGCUAUUACCUUUGAGCCUUCUUCUGAACCUUGGUACUUCUUUACAAUAGACAAAGACUAACAAUCCAGCUACGAAAUCUACGCCUCCGUCUUCCUCUUCAAAGCUUACUCCGUUGGAGCCAUCCCUCCCAACGAAUCCCAAACAUACUUUAACUAACCCAACAAUUCAUUUCCAUGCUCAAAGGCGCCGCUACAAGCCAAAC
Messenger RNA from Aspergillus neoniger CBS 115656, 1790 nucleotides. Its product is annotated as Zn(II)2Cys6 transcription factor. The record is from RefSeq and is a predicted model, not a curated record. The transcript is spliced from 4 exons. NCBI's taxonomy places the organism in Eukaryota, Fungi, Ascomycota, Eurotiomycetes, Eurotiales, Aspergillaceae. Gene Ontology annotation, biological process: DNA-templated transcription; regulation of DNA-templated transcription. The coding region runs from base 25 to 1602 and encodes 525 amino acids. Gene Ontology annotation, cellular component: nucleus. Gene Ontology annotation, molecular function: DNA-binding transcription factor activity, RNA polymerase II-specific; zinc ion binding; DNA binding.